Messenger RNA from Drosophila elegans, 2337 nucleotides. RefSeq names its product keratocan. Bases 473 to 1855 code for a protein of 460 amino acids. The record is from RefSeq and is a predicted model, not a curated record. Lineage: Eukaryota; Metazoa; Arthropoda; Insecta; Diptera; Drosophilidae. The transcript is spliced from 8 exons. Gene Ontology annotation, molecular function: protein binding.
CAUUUUCAAAACGACACUCGCACGUAUCGCACGGCAUCGCGCUGCACGCAGCUCUAUUGAAAUAACAGACUUUCCAGAAACAAAGUUAUCAAAAUUUGGUAGUGAAAUUGCAAAGCGAAAUUACCAAUUAAAAUAAAACUCCAAAGUGUAUUACCCAAUUUACCACAAAUAAAAAUAUAAAACAUCGCGAGUCAUUUGAAGUAAACGCAAUGGACUAAAGGUCAACAUAUUUCUAGGCGAUAAAAACAAAGCUUCUAUAAGUUGUUCACACAGUAAUCCCAACACAAAGAAGCAUGAAACGGAAUUAAAACAAGAGUUUAACUUAGCACUCGCUUCAAAAUAUUCACAUCAAAUUUGGCAAAUACGAAGAAAAUGAAAUUAAAUCCCAUAGAUAAACACAAAUAUUAACAACCCUGAACACGCAGUGAAAACAAAAACUAAACAAAUAACAAUAAACAAACAAUAAAUAAUAAUGCACGUGUAUUACAAGUUUGGAUUACUCUUAAUAUUUUUGCUAAGCGUAAGCAUUAGCCACACAAAUGCCGCUCCAGCGGGCAGUGAGGAGGCAAAACGAUCGCCCAGUUCCGGCGAGGACUAUGAUUAUAGUGACGAUGAUUACAGCGAGAUAACGAAAGGCGAUGAAGCGCCGGAGACAGCAGAAAAUAGACUGAUGCCACAAUCAUCCUCCACAUCGACCACCACCACAUUUCGACCAAUAUUUAGUAUACCACGACGCAGCAACCAUGUCCUGGAGCCCAGCUGCCCGCGCAACUGUCUUUGCAUGGAGGACUUUAAAUACGUUCAGUGUGCGAAUGCCCAUCUAACCCAUGUGCCCCUGGACUUGCCCAAAACGGCGGCCAUCAUCGAUCUGAGCCACAAUGUAAUUGCCGAACUGAGGCCAGAGGAUUUCGCCAAUCUUUCCCGAGCGGUGGAAAUUAAUCUGAAUCACAACUUAAUCAGUCACAUAGAUAAGGAGGUCUUCCAAGGCUCGGAACGUUUGCAACGCCUGCGGUUGACCAACAACCGACUAACCAAAAUCGAUCCCAACACAUUUUCGGCCGCCAAAGAACUAACCCUACUCGAUUUGAGCAAUAAUUCCAUAACCCAACGCCUCGAUGGAUCCUUUUUGAACCUGCCCGAUUUGGUGGAGUUCAGUUGCAGCAAUUGCAGUUGGACGGAAUUGCCGGAGCAGACGUUCGAGAACAUGAGUGCCCUGCAAAUACUCCGCUUGAGCAAGAACGAUUUCAAACAGCAAAUCAAUACGAAAGCUUUUACGCCGCUAACAAAAAUAAUUAAACUAAAGCUGCCAGAGCUGGAGCAGAAGAAUAUCGAGGAGCUGUGUAAUCUGUUGCCCUCAAUUGACACCAUAAGUUUCCUCCACUUCGACAUCAGUUGCUAUGAAUUUGUGCUGGGCACCUCCUUCAACGAGAGUCUGAUUUUUCCCACGGAGACGCCGAUAAAGAAGAUUUCCGGUCUUCCCAUCGUGGCCACUACUACUCCAAAGCCAGCUACAACCACGCCUGCACCGCCCAGAACUGCCACUCGCAAUCGCGGAAAAAUGGACAACAGCACAGAGUUGGCUAAGGCGGCAAUCCUGAGUUCCGCGACCAACAGCAGUGGCGUUAGUGUGGAAUCACCUGGGGAGUCGAAGACCAACCAGGUGGAGAUCUCCCCGGAGACUAUCAACACGCUGCUCAUCUGCAUCAUGACUUUGGCCGUCAUUGGCAUCGUCAUCGGCCUCAUUUGCCGCAAGGACAUUGGCGGCAUCAAAACCAAAUGCUGCCGCACUAGCAAACCAGAGCCAAAGGAUCAGGUCCAUCCCACUGAGGAGAUACCAUUGAAUAAGCUAGCCUAAGAAAACUUCCCAAAAACAAACACCAAAACAAAGAAAGAAGAAAAGAGAAUCAUAUUCCUCCAGUUUUGCGAACAAAUUCCAUAUUGUCGGCAUUUUUGAUAGAUUAUAAAUAGGUAUAUCGUCGUGAAUAUGUAUAUGGCUAAUUAGUUUACUACUUUGACUCGGUUUUCAACUAUCGUGACACCUAAUUGUAGUUUCUAUUACAUUGUUUGCCCGCACAAAAGCUACCAGGAAAUGAGUUCCCGCAAUCCGAUGUUAGAUUAUAGUUUUUAGUCGGAGUAGGUUAAGCAGCCUAGUCGCCUAUCGUUCUUUUCUUUAAUGAGAACUCGGCUAAUGGGAUCCCACACAAGCCCCUGGCACUUAACUAGGUUUAGUUUCAAACGAAAUUUCCCUCGCCACAAUUAAAUUAAUAGAUACUUUAGUUCUUAGCCUUAGACUUUUGCCAAAAUACAAUAAAAGUAAUUAUUGUAAAUAGACGAAAA